AGCAGGUGUAGUUAAAACAUAUUGUUUAUAAUAAUUGAAAAUGAAAUGCUCUACAAGAUAAGAUAUUUAAUGAAAAAGUAAAAUGAAUGACAUAACAUUUAGUUCUUGUAGGGUUGCGAUUUUCCAAAGGGAUGUAUCUGUAUUGUCAGUUAAAUUUCGAAAUCAUAUUCAUCCCUUACAUCACAAUGGCCGGAGGACCUUACUUAUCACCGCUGCCUGGAGAUCUCUUGUCAGAAUAUAUGUUUGGCAGACGUCGACAGGCAAGUAGAAGGAAUCGAACAACCUUUACACCACAGCAACUUCAAGAACUUGAAGGACUUUUUCAAAAAACACAUUAUCCAGACGUGUUUCUUAGAGAAGAAGUAGCUCUUCAAAUAAACUUGUCUGAAGCUCGAGUACAAGUGUGGUUCCAAAAUCGCCGAGCUAAAUGGCGCAAACAUGCCAGGCUUCAAAUAAUUCAGGAUGCAUGGCGAAUCCGAUGCAUGGGUCUAAAUACGCAAUCAAUUCUCUUAGGACACCAACCAGAAACAUCUAAGAAUUUGAAGGAAGGUAAAGAAUCAACAAUAUCUGUCCGAACAUCCUUACCGUCACCCACUCAUAUACCAGGAAGUUAUAGAAUGCUACAAACAUUUCCAGCGUCAGAAAGGUCAUCUAUUGUUGGUUCUGCUACAACCCAUACUCUUUCUCCAAAAUUGUUUUGUCCUUAUUCGUCACAUGACAACGACUUUUUAAGUAAACGUUCAGCUCAUUUCCGCAACUCCAGAUCAGACAUGAAUGGUAAUGUAUCAAUAAUGUCAGAUACAAUGGAUUUAACGCAACCAAAGUCUCGCCCAUUAACUCCCGAAGAAGAAAGUGAUAUCAAUGUUAACGAUUGAAAAUUGAAUUUUUAGUGUACUUAAAACAUAAAAUAAUCCAAUGCCAACUUGUAUUAAAAAUAAUUAAUUUAUAACAUAUAUAAGCAUAAUUAGUGUUUUAAGCUAGGAGAACUUUCAACAUAAAAAUUUAUUUAUUGGCAAAAAUGAGAAAUUUUGUAAUAUUUUUUAUUACCUUAUUAUUUUUCACCUUAUUAAAUCGUUUGUUAAAUAAAUUAUAA
Daktulosphaira vitifoliae (grape phylloxera) is the source of this 1093-nucleotide messenger RNA. RefSeq names its product retinal homeobox protein Rx-A-like. Gene Ontology annotation, molecular function: DNA-binding transcription factor activity, RNA polymerase II-specific; RNA polymerase II transcription regulatory region sequence-specific DNA binding. The coding region runs from base 132 to 875 and encodes 247 amino acids. Gene Ontology annotation, biological process: regulation of transcription by RNA polymerase II. The record is from RefSeq and is a predicted model, not a curated record. The transcript has 7 exons. Lineage: Eukaryota; Metazoa; Arthropoda; Insecta; Hemiptera; Phylloxeridae.